UGGAGUUAUUAUUUUAGAAUAAUUAUAUAUUAAUUAUAAGAGGUACAAAUGUAUAGAAAUUCGUAUCAACGUGGAAUGCUUACGGUAUUUUUCAGCGUAGGUUCAAAACCCUUAAAUAUAUGGGAUACACAUACUCAAGAUGGUUACAUUACCAGGUUUUUGGAUCAAGAUAUAAAGUCAAUGGUAUUAGAGAUAGGAGGAACUAAUGUAAGUACAACUUACAUGACUUGUCCAAAAGGUAAAAUGGUUUUGGGAAUUACUAUGCCAUUUUUGGUCAUGAUAGUUAAAAAUCUAAAAAAAUAUUUUUCAUUCGAAGUAACCAUACUGGAUGAAACUGGGACACGGAGAAGAUUUCGGGUUUCGAAUUUUCAAAGCACAACUCAGAUACUGCCACUUUGUACGGUUAUGCCUAUUGGACUUUCCGAAGGAUGGAAUCAAAUUCAAUUUAAUUUGGCUGAAUUUACUAGACGUGCAUAUAAAAAGCAAUUUGUCGAAGUGCAAAAAUUAAAAAUUAAUGCAAAUAUUCGGUUGAGACGGAUAUAUUUUGCAGAAAGAUUAAUACCAGAAGAUAAACUGCCUCCAGAAUAUAAAUUGUAUUUUCCUUUGGGUAAUAAAGAAGCAAAAGGAAAGAAAGAUUCAAAGUUAGACAUAAAAGAUGACAUCAAACAAAUUCCAUCACAACAAACAGCUUUAAAAGUUACAGAAGAGAAGAAAGAAAGCAAUGCCGACAUAAUAAUAUCUGGGUCUAAGAGGUCAGUACAUUCUGUUGAGAAAAUUUCAUCACAGGAAACAAAUAUAAGAUCUGCAGAAAAAAUUGAGACAGUGACAGAUGUUGUUGAAGUAGCUGAUCAUACUAUUAAUUUGCCUAAAGAGAUAUUAGAACAGGCAGUGGAAAAUCAAGAAAUUAAAGAAAAAUCAUUAGAAAUAGAAGGCGAAACUGUUCAGGAAAAUUCAGAAGCUGAGGCAAUGCAAGAGAUACUAACUGACAUCGUUACGGAACUUAUAGUAAUGGAGCCGGAAGUUGGACCUGAAGCACAAAUUGAGAUUGCUGAAUAA
Molecule: messenger RNA, 1056 nt
Organism: Galleria mellonella (greater wax moth)
Lineage: Eukaryota; Metazoa; Arthropoda; Insecta; Lepidoptera; Pyralidae
Product: cilia- and flagella-associated protein 20-like
Exons: 1
Coding region: 49-1056 (335 amino acids)
Biological process (GO): regulation of cilium beat frequency involved in ciliary motility; positive regulation of cell motility; cilium assembly
Cellular component (GO): motile cilium; ciliary basal body
Source: RefSeq, a predicted model, not a curated record